Nakaseomyces glabratus is the source of this 1179-nucleotide messenger RNA. RefSeq names its product putative hydroxyacid dehydrogenase. Gene Ontology annotation, cellular component: cytosol. NCBI's taxonomy places the organism in Eukaryota, Fungi, Ascomycota, Saccharomycetes, Saccharomycetales, Saccharomycetaceae. Gene Ontology annotation, molecular function: hydroxypyruvate reductase [NAD(P)H] activity; glyoxylate reductase (NADPH) activity; NAD binding. The record is from RefSeq and is a predicted model, not a curated record.
AUGGCCUCAGCUAAUUCACUACCUAGCAUUCUCUUCAUUGCUGCACCAAAUGAGGCAUCCAAGCUCUUACAGUCCACUUAUGUGAAGGGUAAAUUCAACGUGCUUUAUCAUAUUUUGGAAGACAAGGAUAAGUUCAUGCAAUUUUUGCACGAUCACAAAGAGGAUAAUAUUGCAGGUAUAUAUGCAGGAUAUCCAGCAUUCCACACUAUUCAUGGUCUGACUCGAGAGAUCAUUGAGCAUCCUGACUUUCCAUUGGACACAUUGAAGUGUAUUUCUGUGUGCUCUCGUGGAUAUAAUGCGCUUGACCUUGACGCCUUGGAGGAUCACGGUAUACAGCUGUACAACUAUCAGGACGAUAUCGAAGAGGAGGGCAUCUCUGAAUAUAUCGAUGACUUCCAGCUUGGGGAAGUUGGUAACGAUGUAGCUGAUUGUGCGCUAUGGCAUGUUCUCGAAGGCUUUAGAAAGUUCUCAUAUCAGCAGAAACUGUUGAGAGAUGUCGGGCAUAGUAUCCAAGCGAGACAGAUAGCUGCCAAUAAGCCUCAUAAGUUUGCAUUUGGUCAUGAGCUUGGCAUGAUACAAGCACAUGAUGGGUCAUCUGUGCCACUUUAUGUCGAAUCACCAAGAGGUAAAAAAGUAUUGAUUUUAGGGUUUGGUAGUAUUGGGAAAAGAAUUGCUUUCAAGCUACAAUAUGGGUUGGGGAUGGAGAUCCAUUACUGCAAGCGAACUAAGGAUGAGCAACUCAUUCGGGAGCACCCAGAGUGGGUAUAUCAUAGCAUGGACGAGGAUUUGUUGUUCCCGGUGUUGAAGCAGUUUGACGCCAUAGUGAUAGCUUUACCUGGCACACCAGAGACGAAGGGCCUUAUCAAUGAGAAGUUUCUAAGUCAUUGUAAAGAGCAUAAUUUGAUCUUGGUGAACUUGGGACGUGGCUUCAUUCUUGACAUGGAGUAUAUAGACGAACUGUUGAAACAGAACAAGAUCAGACAUUUGGCAGUGGAUGUUUUCCCCAAGGAGCCGAUUGUAGACGACUUACUACGUGAAUCACACCAUAACACCACCAUUACUCCACACCUGGGCAGUGCCACAAGACAAGUCUUUGAACAAAGUUGUGAACUGGCAUUGACUAAUAUCAUCAAAUGUAUAAACGGCGAGGAAGCCAAGAACCAUUGCCGUGUGCUAUAG